Pieris brassicae (large cabbage white) is the source of this 998-nucleotide messenger RNA. Its product is annotated as protein transport protein sft2. Gene Ontology annotation, cellular component: membrane. Lineage: Eukaryota; Metazoa; Arthropoda; Insecta; Lepidoptera; Pieridae. The coding region runs from base 129 to 734 and encodes 201 amino acids. The transcript has 3 exons. The record is from RefSeq and is a predicted model, not a curated record. Gene Ontology annotation, biological process: vesicle-mediated transport.
CAAUUGUCAGUUGAUGGCUGAUUCAUUCGUCAACUCUUCGUAUUUCGCGUAUUGUUUGAUACAAAAAUUCAUAAAUAAUCGCAAAUAUCCGGAAUUAUUUGUACCAAUUAUUUAAAAAUUAAGAAAAGAUGGCCACGUUGAAAUCUGAUUUAGACGAUUAUUUACUGCAAAAUGAAAGCCGUCGAAGUUAUAAAUUCAAUUUACCCUUUUCGACGUCGAACUUUUUUACCAGAAGUAAUGAAGAAACUCCUACUAGCACGAGUACUACAGCCUCUUGGUUUGAAGAAGUACAGAAGGAAUAUUUUACACUGAGUCGAACACAGCGGUUUAUGGGCUUCGGUAUCUGUUUAUUCUUUGGCAUCCUAUGUUUCAUUUUGUCAUUUUUGUAUAUACCUAUUCUUCUACUACAAGCAAGGAAAUUUGCAUUGCUGUUUACUUUGGGAAGUCUCUUUUUUAUUUUUAGUUUCAGUUUUCUCUGGGGGCCUUGGUCACACCUCAAAUCUCUAUUUUCAAAGGAGAAAGCAUUAACAACAUGUCUGUAUGGCUCAACUCUAAUUGCCACUUUGUAUUGUGCAUUGCACCUACAAAGUACACCAUUGACAGUCAUCUGUGCUGUGGGUCAAGUGCUGGCAUUGCUUUGGAUGAUGAUGGGGUCAAUUCCGGGUGGCGCAUCUGGAGCAAGAUUAUUUGGAAGCAUGUUUAAAUCAUCUGUGUCCAACACACUCCCCAUAUAACACAGAUUUUUUUUGUUUGGAAUAGCUAAUAUGUUGGAAAUCCAAUUGCCUAUUUCUUAGACAUGCCAUAUGCCUAAAUGCUGCGGAUUUACAUAAAAAUUGAUGCUAGUAAUGUUACCUCUUUCAUAGGUACUUAAUACCUCGACUGAAUUUAUAAAACUUUUCAUGAAUCUUAUGAUAUUGUAAACAAAACUCUUUUUUAACUAUUUAUCAUGUUUUUUACACAAUUACACAUAAUUGAAUAUAUUAGUCUGUGGCUUGUGU